AUGGGAUGAAGAAACAAAGCCAAGCUGGGCCAUUCUCUAUUUUCCUAAGCAUCCCAAGUAAAAUGUUAUCUUCUAUCACUCCAGUUUUAUCGCAGGAAAAAAGUUGCUAUACAUAGCGGGCAUCCGGAAAGAGGGAGAAAGAGGAAAUUUAGCUAUUUUAUUUCCCCCUAAAACAAAACUUGCAGGCCUGCAUUUUGAAAGUAAGGGCAAAGGGCCGUUGCGUCAAAGUAAUUAAUUAAUCAAUCCUUUACUAACUCAACUCGAAUAAACUCUUAAUGUUUUCUCCCAACACAUCUGAUAAGCAACCACAAAAAUCCAUACACGCACUCUCGCCUGGGCUUCUUCAGCUGCAGUUUCACCCAUGAGGAAUCAUACACGUAAUCGCAAUAUUUCAAGGAGUGCUGAUCAAAUGUACUAUCAGGAAUCACAAAUGUAUAAUUUUUCACCUGAAGAGAAAUAUGCUGUUGAAGAAAGCUUAGCCACCUACUGUAAGCCUGUAGAAUUCUACAACAUUCUUCAGCGCCGAGCUUUAAGACAUCCCCUAUUUCUUCAACGAUGUUUGCGUUACAAAAUACAAGCCAAACGACGAAAGAGAAUCAAAAUGACCAUCACUUUCUCUGGAUUCGUAAGGAAUGAGGUUCAGGAGCAAAAUGUCUUUCCUCUCUAUGUAUUAGUGUCAAGUCCAAUUUCUGAUUCUCUGGGGGAUUCUGCAGUCUUUCGCUCAGGCCGGACAUGCUUACUCAAAGCAUCAACUCGACAAGGGUGUAAUGAGCAAUCCGCUGUUAGUUUUAUUUUACCUGAAAUUGGGAAGCUUUCAGAGGAUGUAGUUACUGAUAAUCUGACAAUCUUACUUGUUUAUUGUGUGGACAAUAGGAGUUUACAUGGAGAGAAGAACUUGCAGAUACCCUCAUUAGUGAAUUACAGUGGAGAAGUUUUGUGGGGAAAAUUGGCUAUGGGUUCACUCUGCAAUUCUUGGGAGAGUUCUGUAAGGUUGAAAUUGGGGCACAAAGCUGAUGUAAUAUCUUCAGUGGACUUGCACUCCAGCAUUCUUGAGCAUACUCGUCAAGAGAACGGGGUUGACCACCUUAUAUUCAAAGCACCCAGUAACUCAGAUGAUUUGAACUCAUUGAUGCGGUUGCAAGUGGAUAUCUCAGCCCAGGAGUUGGGACCAAGAGAGAGCUCCCCGUAUGACUCUUAUUCCUAUAGUGACAUUCCUACGUCAUUGUUGCCUCGUAUUGUACGAAUGAGGGCCGGAAAUGUGGUCUUCAAUUACAAAUAUUAUAACAAUAAACUGCGUAAGACAGAAGUCACAGAAGAUUUCACAUGCCCCUUUUGUUUGGUUCAUUGUUCCAGCUUUCAGGGAUUACGGCAUCAUUUGACUUGUUCCCAUGAUUUAUUCAAUUUUGCAUUCUGGGUUAAUGAAGAGUUUCAGACAGUGGAUGUCUCUCUCAAGACUGAAAUUUGGAGAUAUGAGGGAAACAUUGCGGAUGAGGAUGGCAAUGUGGCUCCAUUCAAAGCUUUCUCUUACUGCUCCAAGUCUUGCUCAGUCAAGAGACGUCGGACAGCAGUUCGUGAUUCAGCAUACUCUCAUCUCCAAGUUAAACAAGAUUCCCUAGGAACAGGGAGCUUUGGCCAAUCCCAAAAUGCUUUGAUAAAGACCGCUCCAGCUAAUUCACAUGAAGCCUCUGUUGGACCUUUCAUAAAUGGUACCAUCUCAUCGAAAGAACCAUCAUCAGCACGGGCUGUGUAUAAUCAGUUACCUGGUCGUACAUUAUCCGAAAUACAAAAUUCUACUGAGCUGGAGCCAGGUAGCCAUUUAGCACCUUCAUCACCUGCAAGGGAGGAUAGGCCCCAGAUUAAUGAUGCAUUGAGAGUAGAAUCUAAAGAAGACACAGAGAAACAUGGAAUUAUUGGAAAUGGAGAAAUUGCUUUACCUUCUCAAAGGCAUGAAAUAGAAAAUGCCUGUAUGGAGCAAGCUUGUGCUGGAGAGUCUAUGUUAGCUGGGAUACAAGUUUCUGUGGCAGAUAGUGGUGAAUAUGGACCACAAACUGAUGCAAGCAACCUAAUACCCCCUUCCACACUGCGGUUUGGAAAGACAAGGAAACUGUCUGUUGAGGGAGGGGAACCACGCUGUCGUAUACUUCUUAAAAAACGACAGUUUUUCCAUUCACAUAGAGCACAGCCAAUGGCCUUGGAGCAAGUGUUUUCAGACAGAGAUAGUGAAGAUGAAGUUGAUGAUGACAUUGCAGACUUCGAAGAUCGAAGGAUGCUCGACGAUUUUGUAGAUGUGACGAAGUAUGAGAAGCAGCUCAUGCAUCUUUGGAAUUCUUUUGUUAGGAAGCAACGUGUGUUGGCAGAUGGCCAUGUACCUUGGGCAUGCGAGGCAUUUUCUAAACAUCAUGGCCAGGAUCUUGCUCGAUUUCCACCUCUCCGCUGGUGCUGGAGGUUGUUUAUGGUCAAACUUUGGAACCACAAUCUUCUUGAUGCAAGCAUCAUGAACCGCUGUAACAAUAUUAUUGAUGACUUCGGUAAGAAUCAAUAGGUUUCUUGCAUUCAGUUGUACGAUAUUUCAAAGUCUUAUUUUGGAAAGAGAGUAUCUGGCCUCAAUGCGUUACUCAAGCAGCUGCUGAAUCACAUCCAUUAGUUGACAUACAGGUGGUAACUCAUUCUUUCUGAUUUUGAAUGAUUUGCUGUAGAACUCUGGCAUAAGUUCUACUAGUGUCAUUCAGCUAUUCAUUGAUGUAACAUUCUUUUGUCACUCAUCCAAAAUUCAAUUCAUGUGUUCUUUUUAUAUCUCAAAAUUGCACAGAAAUUGUAAGUGGCUAUAAUUUAAAGCACUUCUGGUAAAAUCGGCAUUCCUAGUAGAGAGAUGUUAUCAGCUGUCUUGAAAUUAUUUAUUGCCGGACUACUCAAGGUUCUUAAACUGAAAGACAUUGAAAAUUGCAAUCAUUUUUAGGAGGGAGGAAUUUUCUGAUAGUGUUGUUUGACAUGAAACAAAAUAAUGAUUUUUGUGAAAUAAUUAAUGAUACUAACCACAGAAGGGUGGCUGCAAGUAGUCAUGACGAAUGUUAAGAUACAUAGCUAGACUGAUUGCACUAAUUAAUGUGCGGUACGUGGGCUGCCCCUUAUGAAAUCUUUGGUAUCCUGGAAAUUGUAUGAAGCCUUUAAUUGUGAUUGAAGUUCACCAAUCUCAGUAAGUUUUCUUAUUCAGAUUGUACAGCUAUCACUUAACAAGGCUCGUCAGUGUCAAAUCUUUCAUAUGAGAAGGUUGUGAAUUGAAGAGCCUGACUGGCUGCUGUUAAUUGUAGAGAAUGUUGAGGGGUUUUUCUUGUU
This is a messenger RNA of Cryptomeria japonica (Japanese cedar), 3333 nucleotides long. Its product is annotated as polycomb group protein EMF2B. The record is from RefSeq and is a predicted model, not a curated record. Gene Ontology annotation, molecular function: chromatin DNA binding. The transcript is spliced from 20 exons. Gene Ontology annotation, cellular component: nucleus. NCBI's taxonomy places the organism in Eukaryota, Viridiplantae, Streptophyta, Pinopsida, Cupressales, Cupressaceae. The coding region runs from base 362 to 2542 and encodes 726 amino acids.